AUGGCGUGGCGCUCAUCAGGUGUAUCCCAUCAAGAAUUAAUCGAAAAUUUAUAUAGAAAUGGUUUAAUUAAAAGUCAACGUAUCAAAGAAGCAAUGCUAAGAACCGAUCGAGGAGACUUCACUGAUCGUACAUUCGACGCCUAUGAUGAUCGACCUCAACCAAUUGGUUAUGCGGUAACAAUCAGUGCUCCACAUAUGCAUUGUUUUGGUUUGGAAAUUCUUCAAGAUCAAUUGAAGCCUGGUGCUAAAGUUCUUGAUGUUGGUUCUGGUUCUGGAUAUUUGACAGCAUGCAUGGCUCGUUUAGUUCAUCCGGGUGGUAAAGCAAUAGGCGUUGAUCAUAUUCAAGAACUCGUUGACAAAUCAAUAGUUAAUAUUAAAAAAAAUAAUAAAGAUUUAUUCGACGAAGGUAUUAUAGAAAUUCAUAAAAGUGAUGGUCGACAAGGUUAUGCAACUGAAGCACCAUACGAUGCAAUUCAUGUCGGCGCAGCUGCGCCUGAUACUCCACAUGAACUCAUUCGUCAACUUAAAGUCGGCGGAAGACUUGUAUCACCUGUUGGUAGUACAUUUGGUCAAGAAAUGAUAACAUACGAUAAAAAAGCUGAUGGGUCCUAUGAGGAAAAAAGACAUAUGGGCGUCAUGUAUGUCCCGUUAACCGAUGAAAAACAGCAAUAUGCAAGUGCUGGAAUACGAAAAGACCUAUAG
This is a messenger RNA of Rotaria socialis, 702 nucleotides long. The record is from the annotation of a GenBank genome assembly. Lineage: Eukaryota; Metazoa; Rotifera; Eurotatoria; Philodinida; Philodinidae.